AUGACCACACUCAUCCCUACCGCCAGUGCUUGCUACACUGUGCUGCUUCCCCCGACCGAAAAGGACGACAGACUCAACCUUAACGUCCGUACGGGGUCCGCAUCGACGCUCUACAACUCGUUUGUGUUCACGUUUGGUGGACUCACCAUCGGACUCGAGCUCCACGAGUGCACCAUCGAGGAGGUCUACAACACGUUCCACCUGAAGAUUCUCCACUCCAACUCCAAGUUCAAGCUGCUCUCCAAGUACCUCUCUGGCGAGAUGUUCUACUUGAGUUUGAUCGACCGGUACUGGUGCCGGGUACAGCUCAAGCCCGAGUUGCCACGCCCCAAGCCCCGGCUUUUCCACGAGAUCUGUGCCGUUAACAACUGCGUGUACUUGUUCGGAGGGUUGGUGAUCCCCGACCAGCCUCCUGCCGAUGGCCCCACCUCGUACCUCCGGGCGUUCCUCCAGCCUGCAAAUGACUUGUGGGAGUUCAAUCUCGAAACUGCCAGCUGGACACUUCUCCACGACGGUCGGGGCUACCACUCGGACCCCAGCAUCCCCGUUCCCCGUUUUGCCCAUAAAAUUACCAUCAUAAACCGCUUGACCUGUGUCAACAAGAAAGACCAUUUUGGUAUCUUUAUUGCAGGGGGCAAGGACCUCGAGUCCCGCCCCAUUCGUGAUAACGUUAUAUUCGACUUAGUCGACAAGAAGUACGUUGGUGUGGCUCCUGUAGAGUUGCAAAUGUCCUCCAAAGUCGGAGGUGACGUGCUUGCAGUGGAUUAUACCAACAGCAUUGUUGUUAGCUUCCCAGAAGAAGUGGACCAUCAUCACCAUCAUCACCACUAUGACCCUAACGAAGACAGAAAAAAGCACGAUUAUAGCCAUACCACGGAACAGGAGGAAUCAUUGAUCGUCUACACUCCGACGCCCACGAACAACCCAGACGAAUUUACGGAUAAUCCCCUCAAAAGUUUCAAGAUUGGUAAGUCCAUCAAGUCUGGUAAACCUUUGCGUAUCCGCAAGAAGAAAAUUCUCAAGCACGAAAGUACGGAAGCCGGCGAUGCUACCAAAAAGGUGGUUGAGCGCAAGACAGUCAAGCAAACUAUUCCUUACAAUUUGCGGUUCCCUACAGGUGGUCUUUUUGGUCAAAAUGUGGUAAUUACAGGUUUCUUACCCAAUGACUAUGACAUCUCGAUUUUCAUCUAUAAUAAGCCUACGGGGAAAUGGUCUCGGUUAAACAUAUUUUGCAAUCAUGAUUAUGGGUCCCAUCGUUUUUGGGGUGGUUAUGCCUGGCAGUCUCAUCACAAAGUGGUGUUGCUUGGAAAUUUCAUAACUUCUAGAACGACCAGCAGUAUAAGAUACUUCAAUUUGAUUGUAACCGUCAGUUUACCUAUCACCAAUAUUUUGGCAAGUUCUGAAUUGGCUGGUGGCCAUCACCAUACCGCUGACGGAAGAAAGGUAUAUCAUCAAUCAGAAAAAUCAAACUUGGAAAAGCGAAGCGACGAAUCAGUGACGGACGAUAGUACCUGCAGUAACGAUGAAGAAAUUGAUCCUCUCAAGAAGAUUACGUCAAGAAAACUCUCCACAGUAUCAAAUUCCAGCGAUAAGACAUCUCCAACUACAAUCAGUUUCAGUGAGUAUGUUCACUAUGCAGCUCCUAAAACAAACUUUACAAAAAUCAGAUCCGUUUUUCCACCUGCAGCUAUCACACUCGGUCGUAAUGCAUUUGAUAGGUACGGUGACUUGAUUUCCGAUUUUGAAAUGAUCAGUAGUUCAGGUGAACGAAUCCCUGUAUCUUUAACUGUAUUAUUACAGAGAUGGGGAAGGUAUUUCAUCAAAUUAUUGGCUAAGGGAUAUGUUCAAGCGGUUGAUAGAUUUGACCACGAACAAGCCAGCGGAACUAACUCAACUCACACCCAAAAGUUGAGGACAUCAAAAAUUGUUGAUGAGAAACAGGCCAAUGAUCAGUCUAUGAGUGAGAUUCCAUCAGUUGACUCCGUUGAAAAGCCAGACGAACUUCAACUGGGACGAAAAGACUCAAUGAGUUCUUUCUCGAGUGGGACAUCAUUAUUGACUUCCCAUCUUCAGGAUAUACCACCGCAGCUACCAUUGCCAGCUGAACUGAUCCCAGCUGUUCCUGCAACCCCAACUUCUUUCAGACAAUCUUCAAGAAAGAAUUCCGGAGACUAUGGAUCACCUCGUGCUUCCUUGAUCAACACAUUGACUCAAUUAAGGAAUAUUCCUACAACUAGAUCACCCAGAGACUCUCCAUUCGCAUCUCCUAGAGCCUCGUUGUCGAAUCAGGGAGGAGCGGGGCCUAACUCUGGAGGAGCUGAUCUUUUCGGGACUAAUGUGCCUAACUUAAGACCUAAUCAGGCUGUUUCCAUCAAAUUGAGCCCAGGAAAGAGACUAGAAGAUUCAUCUUACACUUUAGUAGAUUCUGUUGACUCUUAUGACCUGAGAAAACUGUCUGACAAGAAGCCUUGCUCGACUGGGAAAUUGCCUUCCUUCACAACUUCUGAACCCGAUACAGAUAAGUUUGCUUCGCUUUCCUCGACUCCUUCGAAUAAUAGCAAAGAAAGUCAAGAGGAAUUCGAUGAAGAUCAAAAUGAAGAAGAUGAUGAGCACCUCACCACUUCUCGUGGAUUAUUCGAUAACGCAUUGCUUAACUUUGAAAAUAUAGAAAAUGGCAAGUUUCGAAUGGAGCCCUCGUUGAUUCCUAGAAAACUUUAUAUGCCAUGUUCUACAACAACUAUCAAGGCAUUCUGUGAAUACCUUUAUACGGGCCAAGUGGGAAACAAGUGGCUAUUAUUCCCCACUACAUUAGACACACUUGCGAUAUCCAAGUUUUUCAAGGUUCCAUUGUUGUAUGACUUGAUCAGUGAAGUGCUUUUUGGUAUUAUAGGUAGAAAGGAAGCUUUUAUUAUUAAGGAAGGCAAUAAGUUGAAGAAAAGGUACUUUAAAAUCUUGGAAACAACCGGUACUCAAAUUGACCCUAAUUUUAAUUUUCCACUAGACGAGUACGAGGGGUUCAUGGAUACAGUUGAUGAUGGCUACUUGGAUAUAGCCUUAUUGAAGAAGUCAUCAAACUUGCACAAAAUGAGUGUGACUUCUAAUAUGAGUGUAAGACGAGACAAGGUAAGAAAGUACUCAACUUCCAGAAGAGCUUCCUUGAAUGAUACUGAAAUCACGGAAAAUGAAGAAAGAUCUGACCACACUCCAGGGAUUGAAGCUGAAUUAUCGUGGAAUCAGGGGGUAGCAGGAGCUCGAUCUGAUGAGAUAACCUAUAAAGCCAAUGCUGAUGUUGCACCUAAAGAUGGAUCAAGAAUUGAAGAUUCGACUGAUGAUUCGGACAAAAAGACAACCUCAGAAGAAGACCCUGAAUUUGAAUUGAAAUAUCUUGACACUUAUGAUACCCCACUUCCUGAACCCAAGGCAUCACAAGAAGAAGAAGAUGUCAACACUCAGGAUGCCGAAGAAAAGGAACAAAAACGUACACUUCUGACAUUGACUUUAGAACACUUGGUAUCUCCAGAUUCCCCUGUCCCUCCGGACUGUGUGAUUGAUUAUGUUUAUGAGAGUGCUGCCUUGGUAGUGGACAUGAAGCUUAUUCUCCGUGCAGCUAAUGUGAGGGAGAUGAGUCGUAUCUUGACCCAAAGCAGGCUUAGUAUCAAUAAUGAGAUUGAAAAACUAUCCAAGAAACUGAGGAAAGUUACACCGGAGUCUAUUCCAGAGGAAGCGCCACCUAAAAGACCACUGCUCAAGCAUUUACAAAGUGAAGGGUCUAUCAUUAGUGACAAAACUACAAUUAGUAGACCCGAAGAGAAUGCCCUCAAGGGAUCUAUUUCGCUGGCUUCAUCGUUUCAUAGACCAUCUUCUGCAAGUCUCUUGAAACCAAGCGUGUCGAGCUCAUCCUUGUCUAACUUCGCCAACAAUGGGGGAAGUAAGAGUUUCAGGGGUAUAACCGGGUUUACCCCAUUCAAACAAAGCAAAACAGAUCCUCGAAUGGGCAAUAAAGAACUUGAUAAACGUAUCACCAAGCUGAUCAAGAAAGACGAGAAGCAGAAGUUGAAGAACGAAAAAGACCCAAAACCCAAGAAGUCUUCUAUGCAUGGCCUUUUACAUCGGAAUUCGUCUAAAGUGAACUUACCAACCUCAGCCACAUCCUCCAUAAGCUCAGUGGCUACCCCCUCUUCAUCAAAGAAGCAUCACCAUGGUUUUUUUCAUUUGGGUAGGAAACAUGACACCCCCGAAGACUCAUCCUUGGAUGACAAUCAGAUGAGAAGAACAGAAAGCUAUAGCGCAAGCAUCAAUCUGGAGGGCUCUUCAAGAAAGACCAAGAAGUUUUUCGGAUUGAGGAAAUAG
Suhomyces tanzawaensis NRRL Y-17324 is the source of this 4350-nucleotide messenger RNA. RefSeq names its product Mds3p (gene MDS3). Gene Ontology annotation, molecular function: protein binding. Lineage: Eukaryota; Fungi; Ascomycota; Pichiomycetes; Serinales; Debaryomycetaceae. Gene Ontology annotation, cellular component: mitochondrion; cytosol. Gene Ontology annotation, biological process: cell redox homeostasis. The transcript has 4 exons. Bases 1 to 4350 code for a protein of 1449 amino acids. The record is from RefSeq and is a predicted model, not a curated record.